AUGUCAACCGAUCCAGAUCCACCGGCUGGCGCCACAUCUUUCAUUCCCCUCGAGGCGAAUCCCGAGCUGAUGAGCACCUUGCUACACACGCUCGGCCUCAGCACAGCUCUGCAGCUGCACGAUGUCUACUCGCUCGACGACCCAGAGAUGCUUGCUUUCAUCCCGCGCCCGGCUCUAGCACUGCUUCUUGUCUUCCCGGUCUCUGCUAUCUACGAAUCGCAACGUUUGGCGGAAGAUGCGACGCUGCCCGAGUACACGGGCAAGGGCGAGGGCGAGCCGGUGCUCUGGUUCCGCCAAACGAUUCGCAAUGCUUGCGGCUUGAUGGGCCUGCUACAUGCGACCGCGAACGGUCCAGCGCGGGGCUAUGUUGAGGAGAACUCUGAUCUCGACAAGCUCAUCAAGAGCGCCAUUCCUCUCGCGCCGGCAGAACGGGCCAAGAUCCUCGAGACGAACAACGCCCUCUCAAAAGCGCACCACUCGGCCGCCAGCCAGGGAGACACUGCGGCCCCUGCGGCGGAGGACGACGUCGACCUCCACUACGUGUGCUUCGUGAAGACCGAGGACGGGACGCUAUGGGAGCUCGAUGGCCGGCGCAAAGGCCCUCUGGCCAGGGGUCAGCUGGAGAGUAAUGAGGACGUGCUGAGCCAAAAGGCGCUGACUCUGGGCCCGCUGAAAUUUCUGGAGCGGGAGGGCGGAGACAUGCGCUUCAGUUGCGUUGCUCUGGCUGGAAGCCUGGAAUAG
Phaeoacremonium minimum UCRPA7 is the source of this 741-nucleotide messenger RNA. RefSeq names its product putative ubiquitin carboxyl-terminal hydrolase protein. Lineage: Eukaryota; Fungi; Ascomycota; Sordariomycetes; Togniniales; Togniniaceae. Gene Ontology annotation, biological process: protein deubiquitination; ubiquitin-dependent protein catabolic process. Gene Ontology annotation, molecular function: cysteine-type deubiquitinase activity. Gene Ontology annotation, cellular component: cytoplasm. The coding region runs from base 1 to 741 and encodes 246 amino acids. The record is from RefSeq and is a predicted model, not a curated record. The transcript is spliced from 2 exons.